CUUGUGGAGCGUGAGAUGAGUUCCGCGUUACACUUACGACCUCUUUUCUCUUCCUAUCUUUAACGGCUUCGUACAUGACAUAAAAUGGAUAAAUUAGUCAAAUUCUUUAAAGAAAAGAAUGCAGACCGAAAGUUCGCCAAAUUGGGAGAAGGUCAUCGCCUUGGUGAUGCCAGUGUUCAACAUUCUGCUUCUACUGCUAAUGCUAAACGUCAGUCGACAUCAUGUCAAAGUACACCACCUUCUUCAAGGUCAGUGGAAGCCACUAUGUCUAGGAUAGCCAUCACAGAGUCUCGAGGUACUAGUAAUCAAACUGGUAUGUUAUCAAUUUUUUUCGUUGCAUGCACCUAAAACUUACACUUUUGUUUUGUCUUUCUAAGCUGCUAUGUAUUGAGUAUGUUAAAACACUGUUCUUCCCUUUGACAUUUGGUUGGGACGUUAGACAGCUUUGGAACAACUCGUUUCCACAACUUGUCAUUAUUUCACUUAAAUUCGUCUGUAUUUUCCUUAAUUUGGACACAAGCGUCAGAAAUUAUUGUGAUUGGAGGAAUGGGUGAUUCCAGGAAAUUGGUUCAUUUGUGUUGGUUCAAGUAACGUGACGAAUACUUAUCACUAAACCGGAUGUUAUAUGGCUACACAGAUAUCUUCCCUCAAUAAUAGUUUUUCACCACCAAAAUAAAUAAAGUGAUCGGUGUAGAUAUUUUAACCGCGAUGGAAAAUUGAAUCUGUUUAAAAACUUGCACCGAAUUGCUUCUCUCAAGUCUUUCGUCGUAAGUUGAACUAGUCGCACUAGCAACUAUACACACGUUAAAAUAACUCAGUAUACCUUGCAUGAUUACUACACUAAUUAGGGUGCAAAUUCUAGUAAUUCAGUCAUAGAACGAAGUCCUUAAUCGCUACUUGAUAAAAUACGACCGUUGGUCAUCUAGAUGAAUAUGUAUUGGUCAACUGAUUCUGCUAUUUAUGUAUAAAUAGUAUAAUUUACUUGUCAAAUAAAGGAUUUCAGGAGUCAAGGUAUUAAAACACAGUUGUCAGUGGGGUUUUUUGCGUCUGUAAUAGUAAUUUUAACAAAUUCUCUUAAAACGUUUAUGAACUUGAUGUUUGCAUACUUUCACAGUCAUUAUCAAGUGCCUCUACAAUGACCAGCAAUGUUUUCACCAACGAAAAUAAAAAACCCAUUUUAAACAACUUUCCUAAAAUUCUAAUCGUAUUGAUAAGCGGAAAUUUUCAAGGUUAAACUAAGUAGAUUUAGCGAAACAGGUCGGCUAACUACACGUACAGAUGUCAGAAAGGACUAGUAAUGGUUCUUGUCCUCUUGAUAUCAAACUUUUCCGAUCACUUUACUCAGUCAACUACUGUCGACUGAUAGGGUUUCCUACUUUAGGUUUUUAUGGGCUCUCGUGAAUGUUUUACAGUUUCGCAAGCUUAAAGUGUAUUCAGAUCACUAGAAUAUUCAAUAAUCAGUUCAUAUUUCUAACGUUUCAAAGUUUAUUCUUUCACGCAACAGGAAAUCCAUUAUUCCGUAAUUAAUAUAUUUUUUCUAACCCUUUUAGCUAAAAGUUGUACGUCCUGUUCGUUGACCUUUAUCACUGAAAUAAUGAACUUUUUUAUUGUCAUAUGAGCCCUAUGUAUGGGUCCCUAGAUGUCUGUACUCACGAUAUAACUGUAUUGUUAGUAGUAAUAAAUAAAAUUCGUGAGGGAAUUUUUUAAUAUUACAUUACCCCAUGGUUCAUGUCGAAAGUAGCUAAUAAGUUGGUAUGUAGUUUUGAAAAGGCACUUUCUUACUGAUUGAUUUGCUUAAAAAAGUCCAAUUCCACUUAUUGGGAGUAUUUUACAAAACGACUCAGUUUUAACGUGUCAUUUCUGCGACAACGUAUAAAGUAAUAGGAAUACUACUGUAGUGAACGAGAACAGGACAGUCAAAUGUAUUUCAACAUAAAGUUACAGAAUCUCUUAGUAAAAUCUGAGAACCAUACACUAAGUACUUCAUUUGCAAAAUGUCAAUCAAUUAUCUGAGAUUUAAUUGUUCCUUCGUGUCCACGCCAAUCAUUCUCUGUUCUCGCUCUCUUUUCUUCAACCUUCUUAAACGUCCGCCUCCAGGCAUUUUGCUUUCGAUUGAUGAUGCAUAAUACUUAUAUCUGUCGACAUCAGCAGCACACACCACACUACUGUAUGAAUAAGACAGUAAGAUAUACACAGUGUAAUAUCAUCACAGUAUUUUUUAUAACUUCCACAAAUAAACUAUGUUUAGUUUGAUGGUAAACACUAAUGUAUGUAACGUCAAAUUAAAUUUAAUCGUUUGAAAUUUCAUGUUUUAAUGGUUUAUAUAGUAAGUUCCACUCAAAAUGAGAGGAAUCUACAACACAAAUCAGUCGAAGUAGAAAAUGCGAAAGAAAUCCAUGCUGAAAAACCCAUAUUUAUUCCAAGUAAGCUGUUUUCUGCUAACUUUCCUUACUUUAGCUCGUUUUUGUUAAAGUGGAAUGAUUGUUUUUUUGUGCGUGAGGGACGAUAGGUCUUUACUGACUAAAUAGGACGAGAAUCUAUUUUUAUUUCUAUCUAGAUAUUUACGGUGAACCUAAGUCAAUCAUACUGCAACUCAGUAAUGAAUUACAAGUUUAUCUGCUAGAAUUUGAGCCGAAAUUGUUGUGUAAAAGCUAGAAAAGUUACCUGGUUAGUUUUGUCUUCAGUACGUUUAACGCUCACUGGACCACUGACCUUCGCUUGACCAACGACGCCAUUUAACUGAUAACAAAAAUCUUUAAGCAGCGAUCGCAAGAAGUUUUAUUGUUGUUGGUUUAAGACGCAGCGCUAAUCUUAGUAUUGUUCGUAUAGGUUUAUUCUUAUUCGAUUUAGCUCUGCUUAAACUUCUGACUAUCUUGGUUAUUAUAUCCGCUUCUUCGGAGUUCUUGUUUACUUUUUAGUUUAUAGAUCAGUUGAGAUAUUUAAUGUCAUGAUAGGGUCGUUGCAACUUUCUGUUACCAAUUACCUCCUGAACAGUGUCAUUUUUAUCUCAUCGUCGACCUUUAUUGCAAAGGCAGCUAAUGCACUAAAGAAGACCGAGCUUUGCUACACAUUCUCGGUUAAAAGUGCAUAUUCAUUCCUCCAGUCCCAUACACGAUAAACAAUUCUUAGUGGGUACUAAUAGUUCUUAAUGACUAAAGAUUCAUUACAUGGAGUCCGCUUGGGCGAAGGGCACGUUGGAUAAAGUAGCUGUCUUUAAUUUUCUGAUAUAUUGGUAUCAGAUAUUAGUUCGCAUCGUCGAUAUUUUCUUAAUCUUCCACUUUAAGUGCCAUCAAGCCUUCCUUGGACUCCUCCGCUCCACUCACAUUUGAAUGUUCAGGUUGAAAAAUUUUUCCACAAGUUUAAGAUAUCACUGGUCAAGGCAGAUGGGAAAAAUGAAGGGAGGGAAUAAUAUAAACAUUUCUAGUAACAUAUCGUGAAACACUCAAUUCUGUAUUGAAAACCAUGUCAGCUCAGCAGAAGCAAUAUUCUGAGGGAAAAUUAUAAUACCCAUAGAACGAAUAAAACCUAUUCCCAGGCCAGUCCUAAUCUGGAUUAAAAAAAGCAAAUUCCAACAAAAUAAACAAUAUACCCCACCUUUAAUUUCCACUUUCAUGGUAUUAUGUUUUAGAUUUACCAGACGUUAGUAUUCUGUAGUAAAUGUUUGCAGCGUCAUGUCAUUAUCUUUUUCAUUGGGAAAUAGCAAUGGCGUACAAAAAUCAGCAUCGGCAGAUGACUGUAGUCCGGAAACAAGUGAUAAACAUUUAAAAUGAUCAUUAGAUAGUGCUCGACUAGUAAAUUAACUUUCCAAGCGUAUGUAAGAUAGUCUUCAUCUGCUUUCUUCGUUAGUUGGAGAUAAUUAUGGUGAAUAUGGGAUGAAUAUGACUGUUCGUCAAAAAUUUCGAUAGUCUCACCAAAGCUUAGUUCAAGGAGGGAUAUUUUGGUAAAAUAUGAUUCUUGUAUUUUUGAUGCCUAUUGGAACCAAGUUUUUUUAAAGUAAUCAAACCUUAACUUCUCCCAUAGCAGUAUGUUUUACCCUAAUAUUAUCUAUUCUGCUGAAUCAAGAUUCAAAUAUAUUUUUACUUUCUGCACUAAGAAAGCUUUGUAUUUAACUGAGACGUCAUUCUAUUCGUUUUUGAUCUGGUAUCAUUAAGGUUUGAAUAGAGAACUUUGUCGACCAGUUAUGUCCACCAAUCCUCUGCUAUAUCUUUCUAUGUCUAACUUGCAUUUUUUGUACACAUGUACUAGGAAUUUUUCGAUUUAUGCUUUGGUUUUUGUUUGGAUAAAUGAUAAAUAUGUGUAUUGCAGGUGGUCUAAAUCUAAUGUUCAACUAGUAAGAUUUCCAGGAACCAUUCCGUACGCAGAUAUGUAGCUCUAUCUUAGUAGUUUGUAUUUUUUUAGUUCUUAGUCAUCAAGUUAUACGUUUAAACGUAAUUUUGCUCAUCUCAUGUGACCGGUUUACAAUAAGUAUGAGCAAGGGCUUAGUAAAUAAUCCUUUAUAUUGUUGCCCUUGUUACUACUACUGGCACUAAUAACAAUGAUAUUAUUAUUAUUAGUAGUAGUAUUAGUAUUACCGACUCAUUCAUAAUUAAAGCAUUAUUCUGAAUACCAUAUUAGUGUGAAUGUAGGACACAAACUUAUGUUUGCCUUUUCAAUAUCGGUUUAUCCACUCUUUGUGUUUUAACAAUCAGUUAGUUAUCCAUUUGCAAUUUUCCUAGUCUGAUUCUAUACAAAUUUAUAUUAUCUGUAAUCUAGUACUUCUCUCAUCAUGAAACCAUAUAACAUCAGUUCAAAACACUUCAUUAAGAUUUUAACACAUUUAUUUACAUUGUAUUCUACUUAUCAUAUUAUUGUUCAUUUUCUAUCAAACCCUAUGAAAAAAAUCAAUAAGUUAUCAUUAAAAUUAUUGGGUAUCUAUGGUGGGGGUAGUUUAUUGAUUAGAUUAUCACGUUAGAAUUUUUUGUAUUGAUUGCUUAAAGUAAUUUGUCGUGUGAGCGAUUUGAUGUUAAUUUACGUAAUCUACUGUCAAGUUAAGGUAAAUUCUAAUUGUAUUUGUUCAACAAAUAAUCGUAGUAACAGCGGUUUAAUGAUUAAAUAACACUAAAGAAAUACAGACUCUUAAGUAAGAACUUUUGUCAUUUUUUUGAGGAUAUUUUUCCUUAUGAUUUGAAGUCAGUUGAAUAACCCACUUAAAAUGAAGAAAACACUAAAGUGUCGUUUCAUCUUGGACACCGUUUAGUAACUUGCACCUACAAUCAGUCGCACCAAGGGUCGAACUCAAGUUUUUCAAGGCUUGUGUCAAACCCAUUGUUGAUUUUUGUAACGAUUUGUAUUUCCUGAUUUCAGUCUAUUCGUGAUGUAACAUAAUUGUUCUGUAUCCCCUUUAAGUCUCUAUAUUAUUCUUAACUUGGUUAAUUUCAAAGUUGAUGAAUCUCUACUAAAACGAGGAGAAAUUCAUCUCGGACAAAUAAUUAGUGCGCAUACUGUGUUGUUUUGAGAAUUAUGUCUACUUUGCAAAUAAUUGUUUUUAUGAGCUGAGAUCAAAUGGAGAAUCAUUUACCUAUCAAAGGAACUUAUACACGAAGUAGUUUUACCAUAAUAUCUGUAGAUUAUUUCAUUUAUUUGUUGUCCGUUAUGUUUGCACGAAAUCGUUUUCUUUGGAAAGUAGUCUUUCGAUAUCAUGAUGCAUAAUAAAACUUUAGAAAUGAAAGCAAAUAACCUAAUUUGGCAGCUUUGUAUAAUUGUCUAAAUGUUUGUCAUAUUAUUAAUUUUAGUGAGCUCAGAACUAGUUCAGUAGGAUACAAUUUAAAAAUUAAACAUAUGGCAGAAUUCUGACAAAGUUUGUAUAUUACCGAGCUGUCAAUUGUCACUGUACGCCCAAUAGUACAGUAACAAUAUAGAUAUUUUGUUUUUCCAUGAUAUCUAAUGAAAUCUAAAAAAAAUUCCGAGCAACUUAAACACCCACAUUUGCGUAUAUUUUAAAAGAUUUGGGAUUGUCAUUUGUCUGAAACUAUGGAGUAGUGGCUUAUUGGUUAGGAGGUUUGAUUUUCAACCACAGUCCCAGGUUUAAACUCCUCUCCACCUACUUUAGUUUGGGCGUCUGAAUAGUAUCAUUAACCCUUACACUACUUUAGCUCAUACCCAAGUACCUAAUGAAUGAAUUAAGUUUUUUAUUUUAUUUUUUGCACUACUACCAAAUAUUGUUAUUGUUCUCACUAUCCGUGACGCGAUGAUGCGGAAAAUACCUUUACGAUCCAGCCAUCGAUCUUCUCAUAGACAUAUUAAUUUUUAUAGUACCUGUAUUUACCACUAUUGAAUUAUGUCACUGGAUAAUACUUGAUUCUGUGUAUUCCUUCUUCUUUGUGUAAUUGCACUUCAUUACUGAGUUAUGUUAUUUAUUAUGGCUUAUUCAUUUCAGAGCUUUUAUUUUGGUGCCCUAAUCUUUUUGGUGAUACAGUGGUUGGAAGUCGGGAUGAGAUUGAACAAGCUAUCCAAAAUUAUCUCUUAUCUGGUUCUGUUUGUAAUACUAAUGAAGCCAUAGUGUUAAUGGUUAUCAGAGGAAUAGAGAAAAGUAAACUUCCAUCAUCUUCAAACAUCCCAUUGUCAGAAUUGCCGUCUCUUAGUGAAAUUAAACAGAAUCGUAAACAGAAUAUCGUUAGAAUUUUACAAAAUUUAAUUAGUGCACCAGAAAAUCCAGUUUAUCGACGUCUGCGUGCAUCAAAUAAAUUGAUACAAGAUCUUUUGUCUAUCGAUGGAUUUGAAUCUUUUCUCACAGUAAUUGAUUAUUUUUGUAUAUACAAUUAUUGUUUUUAUUUUAUAAUGCUUUUGAUAACUAUUUUGCAAUGGUUUGAUUAUGUAAUCGUUUGAAAGGAUUGCAUUCUAGAAUUCUAUGUUGUUUUGGGUAUGAAAUCUAAGUGCUAUUUAGAGUUAAAAUACCUUUGAAGAAUGAUGUCAGUAACUUGCUUAUGUAAUCGUUUGAAAGGAUUGCAUUCUAGAAUUCUAUGUUGUUUUGGGUAUGAAAUCUAAGUGCUAUUUAGAGUUAAAAUACCUUUGAAGAAUGAUGUCAGUAACUUGCUUACUAAGUCCCUGGGUUUUUGUACUUCAUUUUGAGCCACUAAGCUAAGUGCAAAACGAUUUGAACCUAUAAUAUAUUGAAUAGAAGUAAAACUUUCUAAGCAAUAAACUCAGCGUUUCAUCCGAAAUUUCGAUGCUAUAUCGACUAAUUUAAAAUUUUUCGCUUUAUAAGCGAGCCGAUUCGAUCUAUUUUUCUUGUCAUAAGUUCAUAUAAAAUGUCUGUAAUAAUUCAGUAUAUGUUGUUACAUUGCAUCAUUCAAAUUAUUCUAUGCAUUAUCCUUCCACAAAUGCCCUGGUACGGCCAAGAGUGGGGAGAGUCAGCUCUUUCUCUCGAAAUUCUCUCACAUGGCCACGUGCACACAACCACUGCCACGAAAGUCCUACUCACUGCCUUCUUGCGGCGCGGGUGUCGUUUACAAAAUUGAGAGAACGAAAAGCGAAUGUCCGGUGUUUUAACCGGUUGGUGAACACGGAGAGUCCACCUAGGUGAGUUGGAGAACCCUGAUUCCAAACCAAUGAUGUACAUGGGCUUCAUGAUUUUGAGGGGGAAAAUGACAUACGAAUCAAUUAUUGGUCACUGGCUACCAUGGUACUGCAUCUCCUCACGUUGCUCCACUGUUUUGUGAAUCAGACCUUUAGGUUGAAGGUUACAGGUGUGGCAUCUAAGAAAGCCACCUGCUUCGGUCUGAGCACCAGGGCAGUAUCACAGCUCAUACACAAAUCAAGUGACUUGUGUGGUGCAUAUAUAUUCGGUGCUCCUUUGUACCAAUAUUUAUGUGCUCAAACAAAUAAAGUAAAUAAAUAAAGGAAAUUAUACACAAAAAAUUGUGACUUUGAAUUUUACUGUUCUAGAUAAAGCUAUAACCAGAAACAUGUUUAUAAAACUGUCUUGUUAGUUGUCACACUAUUCCUCAUUAAAUUUAUAGAUAUAUCUUCCUAAUAUUGUUCUACUGAUGAUUAUUUUAUUCAUGCAUUACUGAAUGUUUAUUUCUCUUUCUAUAAAUAAUUUUUUCUUAUAUAAAUCAAAAUACAGUUAUGUAAUUUUAAAAAGAUGAUGUUACCUGCCACACGUCCUAGUGGGCAACAACAAGUUGAAGGUGAUGAUGAAAAACCAACCGUGGGGAAUAACGAGGAUGCAGUUGAAGAGUACAAGGAGGCUUUCUAUGUAAUAUCAGAAGAAGAUGCUAACAAAAGAGAGCAUUUAGAAAAACUGUUGAAUCUAUUUACCACAGCUGAUCCUAUUCUACCUGAAUUAUAUCGUAAUACCAAAGUGUAUCGAGUGAGUUGUAGUUCAAUUUUUUCUAUAUGUUUGGGUAUACAUCAUAAACUCUGGUUUAAUACCCUUUCAUGAUCUAGUGCUUUCAUUUGACUGAAUUUAACCAACUUGUUCAUAUUCUGUAAUUCACUUAGCAAGUACAUAUUAAUGUAUUCAGCUUUGAGCUACAUCGUUUACGUGACACCUACUAGUGGUACACUAACCAGCUGGGUAAACCUGAAAUAGGAAAAGUAGGUGUAAGAACCUGACUUAUUGAUUGAAAAACUAGUGAUCCAAACAUUAGUACACUACUAAUAAACUAAAUUUAAUUCAUUUCAAUGUUUCUAGCUUCACUAUUACAACCAAAUAAAAAUAGCACGCAAAAUACAUGUUCUUCUUUACUAGUUAACUACCUAUGGCUAUCUAGGUGGAUCUGAUGCUAUUGUUGGUUUGUUAUACUCAUUCAUGUCAAUCUGUAUUAUUUCAAUCGGAUUCAUUAUGUUAUUAACACAUGACGUAAUCAACCACCUAAUUAUUAUCGCGUAUCGUCAAGUUUACAAAACUUAUGAUUCUCUACCUAAUUAUCUUUCCAAUUAUUAAUUCUUCAUUGGAAAGACUAGAAGUUACUGAUAAGUCUUGCUAUUUGAACGCUAUAUUCGGUUCCUAAACUAUUCUCGCAACCCUCAAGCUAGAACUAUACAGCGACCUGAACACAAGAGAAAAGACGCAAAAUAUACGAGUACUUUACUCCGAAGGUUCGUUUUAUUACAGAAAAUAUAGGGUUUUUAUAGUAUUUUAGAUGUCCUUGGAUUUCCCGAAAAUUCUGGAACGCUACUAAACAUAGUAGCAGUAUAGUAAUCAGCCAAUCAGAAACUCUACAUGUGGCUUUUCACUUUCCUGGUGUUUCUGGCUAAACUUCAACUGAACGCUGAUUGGAUAAAAUGCUUCUUAGUGUUUCCUGAACCUUUCUUGUCUUUUGUGAGAAGUUUUCUGGAUCACCCCAACAGUUACACAUUCAACUGUAUUACUCUAUGUUUUAAAUCUGAUGCACUGGCCUCAAUCCCUUAUAAACCCUACAUUGAUUAGAGCAUAUAGACUGAGUGCCUAUUCUAUUACUGAUACGAGAUUAAUACGACAGUCAGAAGACCUAAUGAAAUUCCAAGUCGUCAACACUCUGAUGGUUACUUAACACAACAUACGAUAAGAAUAUGGGAGAUUGACUUUUUACAAGAAUGGUUUAAUUAUCCCUAGAAUUGGCUAGUAUUAUCGGAUAUGACUAUUUUAAUGAAUUUAUUUGUAACUUAUUACCAGGCUACUGGUCGUACUCUGACGUGUAUUCCGCGUGAUCAUCUUCCUGAUGAGUUUUUCUCCCUAACAAAAGAAGAAUUUCGUAAAUGUUACGAUCAUCAACAUCGAAUUAUAGAAGAAGGUCGUAUGUUACUUACUAAAGCCAUGAGAGAACGAUUAAAAACGCAACAUAUGAAAUCGUUUCGUUACGCUGUUAUUCGUGUUCGGUUCCCGGAUAACCUUCUUCUUCAGGUUUGUGCUUCUCCUUUUUUACUGAAUUGUGUUUAUUUAGUCAGUUAUAGUUAACGUUACAUGUUACAGUCGUUUCCCUAAAAACAUUUUAUCCACAGUCUUUAAACGUAAUGUACUAAUUUUCAUGCUUCAUCUUAAACAAUCUGUAGAUCUCUGAUUUGUGCAUAGUGCAGAAAAGAAAACAUGAAAUGUCAAUUAUGGUAAAUAACCAUAUCUAAUACAUCCAUAAAAACCAUAUGGUUCGUUUAUCACUUAUUGUCGAUGUUUGGCAACUGAAUCAUUUCAAAUUGUUUGAAUUGAGAACUGACUGUUCACUUAUAGAAUAAUUUAAUUCAUAGUCAGCAGUGCAUCUGUCUAUCAUAUGAGUUAAAAGUUUACUUUUUGCUACUUUGAGGUUAUCGAAUAUUGCUUUGAAGAUAUACGAAAGUUUCUGGUAUUUAAUAGUAGGUCUCUUCAAAGCACAACAAAGCGUGGUGUUACCACUCAGUAAGCAAUCCCAAAGUCAGUUUUAUCUUAGUAGAUAAGAAUGUGAAACCGUUUGCCUAGGCUGUGAGCAUUCAUCGGUAUAGGUAGUUGGAGAAUGUUUUACUCAUGUUCAUGUUGACAUGUAAGCCUAUUUGUUGUGUUAACCAUCAUAAAAAGUAGAUUGAAAAAAGCUAUGGAUUGGCAAGACUGAAAUGCAUUAUCAAGUCAUGAAACUACAAAAUAUGAGACUGUGUAUAUUGGACAGUGGAAAUUUUGUGGUUGGGAUCUACGAAGUAAUUGGUCUCCAGAGUUGGAUAUCUUUACAAUGAUGCAGGUGCAUACACUUUUUGUUUCCCUGAAGUCUUCAGGUGUUAUUUUAAUUUUUCUUUCAUUUCCUUGUUUCACUCGUUCUUUUUGAACUGUAUUACUAUACCGUAGUGAACAAGAACACGAGUGGGGACAACCGAAUGUAUUUAGCGCUAAAUUACAGAGUUACUCGGUAAAAUAGAAAAACCAUAUAGCAAGUCGUUAAUUUGCAAAAUAUCAAUCCAUCAUAUCAACCUGGACUGUUCCUGUUGUAAACAUCAAUCCAUUGUCUCACAUUUCAUUGUUCAUGCGUUUCCUUACAAAUUGCAUUGUGUUCCCGCUCUUCCUUUCUUGAUCUUCCCCCAUCUUCUGCUGCCGGACAUUACUUUUUAUAACUCGCGUCAUAUACUACUUAUACCAAUAUAAGCAGCACACACCACAAUGCUACUUCGUGUUUUAAUCCUGUUGUUGGGUUGAUAUGAAGCGUGACAAUAGUGAACCGAUUGAUGUGUUCUACGUCCACCGUGUGUUGUUUAUGAUUGGCUGGUCUUAUUUAUCUCAGAUAAAUUAUACUUCACCAAUGUUCUUAUUAAUUACUCGUACUUUACACACUGACAGUUUUGUUGGACGGUCAUCAGAGAAUUUCUUUGACCUGAAUUUUCUAGACAAUAUUCAGCUUGUUGAAAACCAAGGAAAUUUAUAAGGAUUUUGUAGAACAGUAGGGUUUAAGUAAGAGGGACGCUAAACACUAAAGGUUGUUAUUAUUAAUUCAGUUGGAGAGGGGCAGGUGUGUCGCAACAUUAGUCUAUAAUGAUAGUUAUCAUAGUCACCCACCUACAAAACAAUAAAGUCGUUUUCGCAAGCUCAAAGAUAAGACGUCGGUCACGAUCGUGAUUGAUUAUAUCGGUCAACAAAUUUUCAAUCAAUCACUGGAUUUCUUUCGAACUUUUCACAUUCUUCACAUAGUUAUGCACUGAAUUUCCAGUGAUACAUCAUUAUGUAAAAAACCAUUUUAUAUUGUAGGUAUCAUUACCAAGGUUUGGCUUGAUAAUUUCGAAUAAAUUGAGCAUUGGGUAGAUUGUUAUAAAUAAAUUAAUCAAUAUAUUUGUAAUAUCCCAAUGCGUAGACAAAUUGAAUUUUCUGACGCUUUGUGACUUAGUGUAAGCCACUCCUUCAGAGAAUAAAUAACCAAAUCAAAAUUAAUCCAAGUUUUAUUCAUUUUAUAUUAUUCACCGUGCUAACAUUUUACACAUGGUUAAUAAGAAUUCUUGUUCUGUUACUUUUCAGGGUACAUUUUAUGCUAUGGAUAAACUUUCAACUGUUCGACAAUGGAUUUCUGAAUGUUUAGCUAAGCCUUAUUUAUUUCGAUUAUAUGCCCCACCAAGCAUUCAAACAGCCACACUUACGAAUGCGCCUCCGACGGUGCCUGUUGAAUUAACCGAUGAUAAUCUUAGUUUAAGCGAAGUAGGUUUAGCACCUUCCAGUUUAAUCAAUUUGACUUUCAUUGAUCGUAUACAACAAGAAGCAUCUGGGACUAGCGUUUUACGCUUUGAUUUAAAUCAAUCGGUUGAAGACAUUUAGAGUAUUUUCGUCAUUUAUAUUCCUUCUGCUUCUUUAUUCCACAUCUGCUUACUACUUUAUACAAGAGAGAGAAUAAUUAUUUAAAUGCUCCUUGUUUUUGCUAUUUCACAUUGUGUUGUCAACUACUUAUUCAGGGACUUACAAAAACUUUACGAAAUAUGCAUAUAUAUAUAUAUAUAUAUAUAUAUAUAUAUAUAUAUAUAUAUAUAUAUCACCUGUUUAAACUGUGAUAUUCAUCCAUCAAAAAGUUUACUAUUUUUUAUUGAAAACUUCUUCCUAUACCCAACUAGGCAUUUGGUUUGUGUGAGGAUUUAUGUAAUUGUUUGUUCAUUCAUUAUUACUUCAAGAUUAUCUUAAACUUUUUCAUGUGUCUGUAUGACGAUGAAUCAGUCCCAUUCAAUAGAAUGUAAGAUAUGAUUCUCAUCUCACUAACAUCAUAAGGGAAAUAAUUGUCUUGAAAUAUCUUCUUUUUAAGGAUCAUUUGAAUUGAUAUUGAUGUUCAUUUUUAAUUCCAAGCAGUGUAUAUAUCAUGCCGUUACUAUUGUUUCAGUCAGUCACAACGUAGAACCUGGUACGUGUUUACAUCGGCUCGAUUUGCCAGACCUCUUUAGCACGGAGAUGAAAUUAAUCCAAAUCCCAGAGUAGUAGAGGUGGUAGUACAAAAUAUUAGGCAUCGAAGGUACGAUUCAAGAAAGUAUAAGUUAGUGGAAUUAAAGCCAGAAAAAUUAUGAUGAAUUCAAAAGCUUUGGAUUUGGGGAAGACAAAGAAUGGAUGCACCUGCACUAUUGCAAACAAUUUUGAGCCAUUUCAUUCAAAUUAUUAUUGCUUACUGAUACUCACUAAUGAUGAUGCAUACUUCGAACCUUCUAAACGGUCAUUUCCGCAAAAUUAGGAAACACAGUUUUGGCAAAUACAUAAUUAUCAGAAGGGGUUUGUGGAGAUUUUUAGAAAUUUUCACAGAUUGAAAUCAUGAGUCAGUUAAAGCUAGACCACCAUUGAAAACCUGGAAGCACUGGACGGCCGUUCCGUCCUAGUGUGGGAUUCCUCAGUUCUAGUGGGAAGCCGUUACCAGUGGUCAGUCAGUCAGCUACAACGUAGGACCAGGCACAUAUGUGCAUCGGUCCAGGUUGCCAUACCUCAUAAGCAUAGCAAGAUGAAUAGCGGAUUCAUAGGAGUGGUUAGGUCAAAGAUGGUAAUAUAUAGGAGAAAGAUUGCAAUAAGGAUAUAGUAUAGGAAGAAAGAAUUAGUUCGUAGAAAGAAAGAUAUGAAGUGAUUUUAAUCUCUUAGUUUAAGGGAAGACAGGGAGUGUAUACACCGACGCCAUUGUGAUCGAUUCUGAGCCAUGUCACCAAGAGUCUCCAAC
Messenger RNA from Schistosoma haematobium, 13580 nucleotides. Its product is annotated as UBX domain-containing protein 6. The transcript has 3 exons. Lineage: Eukaryota; Metazoa; Platyhelminthes; Trematoda; Strigeidida; Schistosomatidae. Gene Ontology annotation, cellular component: cytoplasm. The record is from RefSeq and is a predicted model, not a curated record. Gene Ontology annotation, molecular function: protein binding. The coding region runs from base 11888 to 12217 and encodes 109 amino acids.